This is a messenger RNA of Cuscuta campestris, 4224 nucleotides long. The record is from the annotation of a GenBank genome assembly. NCBI's taxonomy places the organism in Eukaryota, Viridiplantae, Streptophyta, Magnoliopsida, Solanales, Convolvulaceae.
AGUAGCUUGAGGUGUAAUUUGGAACGAACAUUUCGCCUUUUACAAGGAAAAAAGCCAUUGACACCCCCACAGCGUCAGCUGCAUCCGUUACAGUACCAUUGCCUUAAACAGUAGCAAUUCGUCGUGCCAUAUCCGUAUUUUUAUUGGUUAGCCUUGGCGCCUUCGAACUGUGGGUCGCUGGACAAGAAGACCCAGAUCUUUUUUUCCCCUUCAACGUAUUAAUUCCAGGUGAUGCUUGUAUAGCAUUGACAGGUAGAAGGUUCUAAUGGCAGACAACCAAGAAAACAGCGCAUUAUUUCCGAUUUUCAUAUUGUCAGUGAUCUGUCUGCCUUUAGUCCCUUACACCGUGCUGAAAAUUUUUCGUGCUUCUACGAAGAGUAAAAGGAGAAUCCACUGCGAGUGUUCAGUGUGCACACGAUCUGGAAAAUACCGCAAAACAAAUUCUCAGAAGAUAUCAAGCUUCUUUAGCUGCAGUAAUUUGACCAUUGUUUUGCUUUGGUUGGUAGUUGGCCUACUUGCUUAUUCUAUUAAGCAAACCGGACGCGAGAUUCAAGUGUUUGAGCCAUUUAGCAUUCUUGGACUGGAACCUGGAGCUUCAGACUUAGCAAUAAAGAAAGCCUAUAGGAGGCUUUCUAUUCAGUACCAUCCUGACAAAAAUCCUGAUCCUGGUGCGAAUAAGUAUUUUGUGGAAUACAUAUCCAAGGCCUAUCAGGCUCUGACAGAUCCAAUUUCCCGUGAAAAUUUUGAAAAAUACGGGCAUCCAGAUGGUAGACAGGGUUUUCAAAUUGGAAUAGCUCUUCCGGAGUUUCUACUUGCUGGUGCAUCCGGUGGAGUACUGUUAAUAUGGAUUCUCGGUGGGCUUAUUCUGUUGCCACUGAUCGUUGGUGUCAUAUAUCUGUCAAGAUCGUCAAAAUAUUCUGGAAAUGUCAGACAUGAAACUGUGUCUGCCUAUUUUAAAUUAAUGAAGCCAUCACUUGCUCCAAGUAAAGUAGUGGAAGUUUUCAUUAAAGCUGCUGAAUAUAUGGAGAUUCCAGUUCGGAGACAAGAUGAUGAACCCCUUCAGAAGCUUUUCUCAAUUUUAAAAGGAGAGCUGAACUUGGAGGGAAAGAAUUCCAAACAGGAGCAAGCAAAAUAUUGGAAGCAACAUCCUUCACUGAUUAAGACAGAGUUGUUGAUUCAGGCACAUUUAACACGUAAAACGGAGACUUUAUCCCCAGAUUUGCAAAAGGACUACAAACACGUGCUACAAUUGGCCCCUCGUCUUUUGGAAGAGCUAUUUGUGAUGGCUGCUCUACCACGCACUCCUAAGGGACACGGAUGGCUGAGGCCUGCAGUAGGAGUGAUUGAACUUUCCCAAUGUAUUGUUCAGGCUGUUCCUCUUAGUGCAAGGAAGGCGGUUCGAGGAGGGUCUGGCGGUGAAGGUGUUGCUUCAUUUCUGCAGCUUCCACAUUUCAAUGGUGCAGCUUUUGAAAAGAUAGUACAAAAAGCUUGGACCUUGCAGGAUCUCCAAGACAUGACCUCUCAAGAACGCUCCAAGCUGCUCAUGGAAACGGCUGGUUUCUCCUCUCAUGAAGCGCAAGACAUUGAAAAGGUUCUGGAAUUGAUGCCACGUGUCACAGCUGAAGUCAGUUGCCAGACCGAAGGGGAGGAGGGAAUACAAGAGGGAGACAUCGUCACAGUCCAGGCGUGGGUGACAGUAAAACGCACCAAUGGAUUGAUUGCCUCCCUCCCCCAUUGCCCAUUUUACCCCUUCCCCAAGGAAGAAAACUUCUGGUUUUUACUUGCGGACGCGGAUGCAAACGACCUCUGGUUCUCCCAAAAGGUCACCUUUAUGGAUGAAGCCGCAGCGGUAACUUCUGCUUCGAAAGUGAUAGAGGCUAGACUGGAAGCUUUAGGGAAGGACACGGAGCAAGUCAAUGCCGCGGUCAAAGAAGCCGCGGAACGUGUCAGGGGUGGGUCCCGGCUGGUGACUGGGAAGAUCAGAGCUCCUGCAGAAGGAAACUACAACCUGACUGGUUAUUUGUUGUGUGAUGCGUGGGUGGGAUGUGACAAGACGGUAAGCGUGAAAGUCAAAGUGUUGAAAAGGAACAGAGGUGGGUCCCGCGGGGGUCGCAAUGUGGGGAGUGAGAAUCAAGAGAAUGUUCUAGAAGACGUUGAGGAAGAAGAGGAUGAUGAUGAUGAUGAUGAUGAUGAUGAUGAUGUUAAAAGCGAGUACAGCGAAGAUGAUGAUGUAGAGGAGGAAGAGAAGCAAGCCAUUAUUAAAGGUUCGGAGCAAACGAAGGAUGCGAUGUGGAAUCGUAUCGAGGAGAAGUUCUUCACGGCGAUGAACAAGGACGGCUCCUACCGAACCCGGGACCAACUCACUUCCAAAUGGAGCCACAUCAACCGUAAAGUCCGAAAGCUUAUCGCAGUUUACGAGGAAUGCUCCCACUCCUGGAGGAGCGGGACGAACGACGCCGAUGUUCUCCGGCUUGCCACGGCCCGGUAUCAAGACGACGGGCACCAAGGCAAGGUGCCCAUCGAUCUUUGGAGGAUUUUGAGUCGUUCCCCGAAGUGGCAACAACUCAACAAUCCCGACGGCGGAUCGUUCUGGAAAAGAUCCUCCGUCGACGCCGAGGUUGAGGUCGACGAGACUAUCGGUUCGACCGAUCAAAUCCCUCCCUUCAACGUUGCGGAUUCCGAUGACGAGGACCUCAUUCCACGGCCGAUCGGAAGAAAGAAGGCAAAAUCCAUUGCCUCGGGUUCAGGAGGGUCCGGCUCUGUUUCCGUUUCUUCUCGUGACGAAAUCGGCCGGGAAAUGAAGAGGAAGGCUACUAAUCACCUAAUAUCCAUAAAGAAUACAGAACAGAUCGUUGUUGAAGGCAAGCUGGCAGUAUCAGAGGUGUUGGUUGAGUUUUAUCAAAAACAAUUGGGCAGAUCUAAUCCAACUGAAGAUAUUAAUGGAGAGAUUAUCAGAAUGGGAGACUGCUUGACAAUUAGACAACAGUUGAAGAUAAUUUCCCCUAUUACAACUGAAGAAAUUAAGAAGUGCAUGUUUGAAAUUCCCAAUAAUAAGAGUCCAGGUCUUGAUGGAUUCAGCAGUGGAUUCUUUAAAAGCCAGUGGAGGAAAGUGGGGGGCCUGGUUACCCAAGCUAUUCAAGAAUUUUUUAUAAAGGAGGACACUAUCAAACAAAUCAAUGCUACAAACCUUGUGGUCAUUCCCAAAUGUGAAGAUCCCAAAAGCCCUACUGAUCUUAGGCCAAUAGCUUGUUGUAAUGUCAUAUAUAAAGUUAUAGCUAAGAUCAUCUGCAAUAGACUUAAAAAGGUCUUGCCUAGUAUCAUCAAUUUGAACCAGGGAGCCUUUGUGGAAGGAAGAGAGUUGGUACACAAUGUUCUUCUCUCUCAAGAACUUGCAAGAGGAUACAAUAGAAAGAACAUCUCUCCCAGGUGCUUAAUGAAACUGGAUUUACAAAAAGCAUAUGACAAUGUGAGCUGCAAGGCCAUCAUCCAGAUCCUCACUUUGUUGAAGUUCCCUUCAAAAUUUAUUAACUGGAUAAAAUACUGUGUGACUACUACCUCGUAUUCAAUACAUUUUGCUGGAGAGAAUUUUGGUUAUUUCAGAGGGGGUAAGGGCAUUAGACAAGGAGAUCCAAUUUCUCCUCUGCUGUUUGUCAUCAUUAUGGAAUACUUGUCAAGAGCUUUUAUGUGGUUUGCAUCUAAAGAGCAUUUUGGUUAUCAUCCAAUGUGCAAGUCUCUGAAACUCAUCAAUAUUAUCUUUGCUGAUGAUCUUAUAGUAGCCUGUAAAGCAGAUAUAAAAUCCAUCACCUGUAUUAUGAGAGCUUUGCAACAUUUCAGGGAUACCACUGGACUCAAUAUCAAUCAGGGGAAAUCUGAAAUUAUCUUUGGAGGAAUCAAACCUCAGGAGGAAAUCGAGCUACUGCAGUUAACCAAGAUGAGGAAAGGACAACUGCCAUUCACAUAUUUGGGGGGGGUCCUAUUACCUCAUCUAGAAUCAGUGCUAAGGAUUGUGAAAGGCUUAUUGAGAAAAUGACAACUAAGAUCACUGCAUGGACUUCAAAGAACCUCUCUUACGCAGGCAAAUGCAAACUGAUCAACUCUGUGUUAUAUGGUAUUAUUGGUUUUUGGUGUAGACUGUUUGUAAUUCCUACUAAGGUGAUGAAGCAGGUUCAAGACCUUUGCAGAAAUUUCCUUUGGGGCUCUACCCAAGAAAGGAAAAGAAUUCCU